ACCAACCAGUCAUCAUCAUCAGCAGCAGCAACAACACUGUCGUCGACGGGAAGCACAAGAAGCGUCUGACUACACUCUGUUCUUGCCGUGACUAACGGUACCACGCCAUCAUGGGGAAAGGGUUUAAUAACUAUAUGUGCAAGAAGUUCUUCCACCCAGCCUCAAGGGAUAACCUCAAGAGGGUUUGGAUUGCUGAGCAGAAGGCUGAGGCCGAGCGCAAGAAGCAGGAGGAGCUACGUGUCCAAUAUGAAAAGGAGCAGGAACUGUACAAUAAUAAGGCACUCCUGGCUAAGGGGGAGAACAAGGAAAAGCUGUCCCUCAACUUUAUGUACGAGGCUCCUGCAGGGGUCAAGAAAGAGCGGGAAAAGGAGGAAGGGGAACCAGAGUACAAGUUUGAGUGGCAACGCAAAUUCAAUGCUCCAAGGGAAAGUUACUGCAAAGAUGAUGACACUAUUCGUGAUCAGCCAUUUGGGAUUGCUGUGAGAAAUGUACGAUGCAUCAAAUGCAAGGCAUGGGGUCACAUCAACACAGAUAAGGAGUGUCCUCUUUAUGGGCGGGUGCUGGAACCAGCUGAGGGCUCUGGUGGCCUUAGCCACAAAGAACUGGCUGCAGGGAUGAGAGAUGAUGGCCUGCGGCUGAAAAACAUUCCAACAGUUUCAUAUGGGAUUUAUGGCAACUCUCAAAAUCCAUUUGCUAAAAAUCAGCGGCUUGUGUCAAGUGAUGAGGAGAGUGUGGAUGAGUACACACUACUACGUUCUCUGACCAUGAAGGAGAAGAAGAAGCUCCUGAGGAAGUUGGAAAAAAUGGAUAGCAAGAAAAAGAAGAAAGCCAAGGAAAGCAGAAAAUCUUCCUCAUCCUCCUCUUCCUCUUCCUCAGAAUCCGAGGAGGAAAAGAAAACAAAGAAAAAGAAACAUAAAAAGGUGAAGAAAAAGAAGAAGGCCAAGACAAAAUACAAUUCAGAUUCAGAAGGUGAACACAACAGCAAGAGAACAAAAAAGAAAACAAGUAAGAAGAGAGAAAGCAAGAAGCAGUCUGAGGAGAAACCUGACACUCAGGCUCUCCUCAGGGAGAUAACAAAGGGACUCAAAGUGGACUUUGUAGGAAGAGACAAUCCUUUUGCUGCCACUGUUAAGACCACUACCACUACCACCACCACUGCCACUAUCAAGCAGGAGAAGCUUUCUGAUGAGGAAGUCACUUCUAUAAAAAUUCAAGAAAAACACAAAAGAAGUAUGAACCCAGACUUUGAGAGGAGCAGGGAGAGAGACGAAUCCCUAGAAGUUCCUUCCAAGAGAGGAAGAGCCUGGGACUUUUGGAACACAGGUGGGGGAAAAGAAAGUGAGGAAGUAAGUGGGAAAGAUAAACAGGUUGGAAACAAAAGCCAGGACAGGAGGUCAACAAGUAGAGACAGGAGAUCAAGAAGCAAAGACAAGAGAUCAAGAAGUAAUGACAAAGAUUCAAGGAGAGAGAAGAGGUCAAGCAGAGAAAGAAGUUCAAAGAACAGAGCUGGACGGUCAAGAAGUAGAGAGAGAAGGAUGAGAAAGGGAGAAAGGAUGUCAAGAAGUCAUAGUAAGAAAUCACCAAGUAGAUAUACAAGGUCAAGAAGCAGAAGUAGAGGCAGAAGGUAAAAAAAAAAAAAACAUUCUCUUUAAGGAGGACAGUGAGUCGCAAGGUAGAAGAGUAUCUUGUAGAAAAAGGUAUUUAUAAGAAAAAACUGGGUAAAAGUAGUGUUAGUAUAUAUACUGAGGAUUCAAAGGUAGA
Molecule: messenger RNA, 1761 nt
Organism: Scylla paramamosain (green mud crab)
Lineage: Eukaryota; Metazoa; Arthropoda; Malacostraca; Decapoda; Portunidae
Product: corepressor interacting with RBPJ 1-like
Exons: 4
Coding region: 111-1628 (505 amino acids)
Biological process (GO): negative regulation of DNA-templated transcription
Cellular component (GO): nucleus
Molecular function (GO): transcription corepressor activity
Source: RefSeq, a predicted model, not a curated record